Penicillium hordei is the source of this 1410-nucleotide messenger RNA. RefSeq lists its product as uncharacterized. The transcript is spliced from 2 exons. The coding region runs from base 1 to 1410 and encodes 469 amino acids. The record is from RefSeq and is a predicted model, not a curated record. NCBI's taxonomy places the organism in Eukaryota, Fungi, Ascomycota, Eurotiomycetes, Eurotiales, Aspergillaceae.
AUGCAGCAUGUAUCCCAACAUCUGGCAGGUGGAAUGAAUAUAGAUUUCUGGACAGGGGUCGUUCCGCAGAUCUGCCGCAGUGAGCCCGCUGUGUGGAAUGCAGUCAUUGCAAUUAGCGCAUUAUACGAAAAUCCGAAGCAGUGCAUGGACUUUCAUUUUCUGAGGGAUCGCCGAAACAAGGCACAUUUGCUUAAUCAUGCUCAGCAGGAUGCAUUGACAUGGUACUCGCGAUCAAUCUCUACUGUUUCGUCGCAGAUCCAACGAGACAGCGCAGAUCCGUACAUUGCACUCAUCAGUUGCGCGCUAUUUAUCUGCGUGGAAACAAUCCAAGGACAUAUGGAGCAGGCCUUAGAGCUCUAUCGACAGGGUAUCACGUUGAUACUUGAACUCCGUGCCCAGAUCGGUCACGGAGUAGUAUCUAUCAGUAAAGGUGUUCUGUUGGAACGCAGCAUUGUUCCCUUAUUCCUACGACUCGGCGCAAGUUCCCUGACCAUUUCAGGGACUCAGUUUCCUAUUGAACUUUUUGCCUUUAUAGAAACAGAUAUGAGCGCUGAUUUCGCAUCUGUCUAUUCUGCAAGAUCAAUUAUGUCCGUCCUAGCUACGGAAGUUAUCCUCUUUGAGCGCGAGGCGAACUUACACCUCAGGGAAGUUGGUGCCGAAGCCGCUGUAAGCCCAGCAAUGAUCGCGAAAAAAGAAGCGCUCCGAGUCCGCCUCGUUGAAUGGCAUCGAGCAUACACCAAUCUUUGCCAAAGAAACAGAUCUGUACUCACUCUCCCCGUAUACCCAGAGCCUAUCCUACUCACAUAUCAUGCUACUGCUUUGAUUUGUGUGACAGGAUGCUUAAAGCAACAAGAAACCGUUUUCGAUGCCCAUUUUGCAGACUUUGCUACUAUCGUCGCGCAGUCUAGGUUGAUUCUCGAUACCUCAGCAGGCCCAAAUGGUGUCCAACCACCAUUCACCUUUGAGAUGAGUGUGGGUGUCCCUCUGGCCAUGACUGUGUUGAGGUGUCGUGACCCAACCUUGCGGCGAAGGGCUUUGGACCUAUUACGACUAUCGCCUCCGAUACAAGGAUUUUUCAAAUGCGCCCCCGUGGCUCUUUUGUCAGAAAUGUUGAUGAAGCUGGAAGAGGGCUAUGGCCUUGCCGUGAGGGAGAACACAUCGGCACCUUCUCAAAAGGUUGAAGCAACCACGUCACAAGCAGCACUCAUCCCUGAAGAGGCUCGUAUCCAUGAAUAUGGUAUCUUCAGACCAAAUGAAUGGCAACCUCUGUGGGUCACCGAGGAAGAUCUCACAGCGUUUUCACUUAGCCCGAACCAACUAUAUUUGGGAUUUUCAAGAAAUCAAUACGACAAGGAAAGCAAUACUUGGCGGCAGAUUUAUCAGUGCAUACCGUUGGAGGCCAAUUUUUGA